Messenger RNA from Rhodamnia argentea, 1305 nucleotides. RefSeq names its product very-long-chain aldehyde decarbonylase GL1-9-like. The transcript has 3 exons. Gene Ontology annotation, biological process: lipid biosynthetic process. Bases 174 to 950 code for a protein of 258 amino acids. NCBI's taxonomy places the organism in Eukaryota, Viridiplantae, Streptophyta, Magnoliopsida, Myrtales, Myrtaceae. The record is from RefSeq and is a predicted model, not a curated record. Gene Ontology annotation, molecular function: oxidoreductase activity; iron ion binding.
AUCGGGUUCGUGAUCCUGUGUCGGUCAGCUGUCGAAGGAAGCCAUGCGCACUGCUAAGAUAGGGCAUCAGAUUUCUUGCUCAAUUCUAGGUUGGCGAAUGCAAUAAGCUGUGUUGGUGUUUGCAUCUCCGAAGAGAUCUGAAGUUAUCUGAGUUGAUUGGUUCUGUUGAAAAGAUGGUACUUUGGGAAGGGUAUGUAAGUGAUGAAGCAAUGGGCACAUUUGCCCCAAUUGUGGUCUAUUGGGUGUAUGCAGGAUUCUAUCAACUUUUGCCUCCCCUGGACAAUUACCGGUUACAUACUAGAAAAGAGGAGGAAGAGAAGAAUUCGGUACCGCUUACGAUGGUUGUGAAAGGUGUAUUGCUUCAACAACUUGUGCAAGCCACUGUUGCCCAGGGGCUCUUUGUGUUGACAUCGAAAGCCAAUCUAUCAGGAGUGACAGUUCAACCCUCGAUACCUAUCCAAAUAUUGCAGUUUUCAGUUGCAAUGCUGGUCAUGGACACGUGGCAGUACUUUGUGCACCGCUAUAUGCAUCAGAACAAAUUCCUGUACCGCCAUGUCCACUCGCAGCAUCAUAGGCUGGUCGUCCCUUAUGCAAUUGGUGCUCUGUAUAAUCAUCCACUGGAGGGUCUCUUGCUCGACACUUUUGGCGGGGCGAUCUCUUUCCUUGUGUCUGGGAUGACCGCAAGAACCGCUGUGUAUUUCUUUUGCUUUGCGGUGGUUAAAACAGUUGAUGAUCACUGUGGGCUGUGGUUGCCUGGCAAUAUCUUUCAUGUAUUCUUCAGGAACAACACUGCUUAUCAUGACAUCCAUCAUCAGCUUCAAGGCACUAAGUACAAUUAUUCUCAGCCAUUCUUCUCCAUUUGGGAUAAGCUCUUAGGGACUCACAUGCCCUACAACCUUGUAAAACGACCAGAAGGGGGUUUUGAGGCACAACUGGUGAAAGACAAAUGACACAAUGACUUUCUGUUUUUCAGCAUUUCAAGCAUUUUCAUGGUGAGAACUUCAUUCUCGGGAUGUUGGGCAGAGAUGUUCUCAAAAGGCUCUGGGUUUAGCAGGACAUUGUUCUGGGGUUGUGAAUUUGUCUUUAGAUGAUUGAGUGUACUUAUUUUCUUAGUUGGCUGGCCCAAUUUCACCAAGGUAUUGAAGUCUUUGGUAGCUAUUCUGUCGUUUGCUCUUCAAUCCAUUUCUAUUUACGCAUGUGCUAGAUUUUUCAGGCAUAUCGAAGCUGAUGUAAAGAACAGGAUGAAGAUUCAUUUGUUGCAUUGUAUUGUUGUGAGGUUGCUUAGAGAAUAGAAUUUUUGUGUGG